CUCUCAGUCUGUCAGGUGCAGGUGGAGGAGGGGGCGGAGUCUGUCCAGCUGCCCUUUCAAACCAAGAAAGACCUUCCUGGAGAUGCUAAAGUGGUGUGGUGGCGCUAUGAACCUGAACCACCGAUGACUGUUCACAAAUAUCACGCCGGCUCUGACCAGCCUGACGCACGAGACCAGUUUUACAGAGAGCGAAACGAAAUGAGAGACGACUCACUGAAAACUGGAGACCUCAGUCUGACCCUGAAACUCCCCACAGACAGAGACACUGGAAAGUACAUCUGCAGAGUUGAGGGGAAAGGGAUCAAGAGAAAGAAAACAGUUCUGCUGAGAGUGAUGAACUGUGUGGUGGAGGUGGAGGAGGGGGCGGAGUCUGUCCGGCUGCCCUUCACAACCACACAAAACCUGCCUGAAGAUGCUACAGUGAUGUGGAAACGCAUUGACCCUGUACCAUCAGUGUUGGUUCACCUGUAUAAGAACGGCUCUGACCAGCCUCACAAACAGCACCAGGUUUACAGAGACCGAACGAAGAUGAAUGAAGACCUGCUGAAAACUGGAGACCUCAGUCUGACCCUGAAACAGCCCACAGAGAGAGACAGUGGAGAAUACAUCUGUAAUGUCUGCAGCAAAGAAAGAAGCAUUUCAAGAGAGACCACGGUGCUAUUAAAGGUCAAAGGGAGAGUUCAGGUCCAGGAUCAAACAGGGGACAUCAGGAACAGAAGCAGCUCCAUUGAUCCGACUCCUCUGAUGGCUGAUCAAUCAGUUUGAUCUGUGCUUAGUUUAGGAUCAGCUUUUAGUUCAAGCUAAAAUUAAAGUCCCUUUCUCAUGACUACACUUUAAGAAAGGGACUGGAGCACACCAGCCUGCGUGGCAGAGUUCCAAGACUUUUGGGGAAAAAAACCCUGGACUGAUGAGUGUGUGUCAUUACACACUGCAUUUCAGAAAAGGAAGCUCAUACCAACAGUAAAAUAUGGUGGUGAUAGUCUGAUAGUCUGAGGCUGUUUUGCUGCCUCGGGACCUGCAAGACUUGCCUCCCUAAAUGGAACCAUGAAUUCGGCCCUCUUAAAGAAACAAUUCUUUAGGAGACUAUCUGGCCAUCCGUUCUCAUCUGACCUGAAGCGCACUUGGUUUCUGCAGCCGGAUAAUUAUGCAAAACACCCAAAUAAGUCAAAGUUCAUACCUGAAUCUGAUUUAUAUGCUGUGACAUGACCUUAAAAAGGUGGUUCAUGCUUGAAAACCCAGCAAUGUGGCUAAAUUACAACAAUUCUGCAACAGUGAGUGGGCUGAAAAUCCUCCACAGUGCUGUUAAAGAUUUAUUGCAGGUUGUUACAAAUGCUUGGUUGCAGUUAUUUAUUAAAUUCAGGGGCAAUAGCUUUUUCUGACAUGUUCAUCUAGGUUUGGGUUUUUCCCCUUAAUAAUAAACACAUUUAUUUAGA
Maylandia zebra (zebra mbuna) is the source of this 1433-nucleotide messenger RNA. Lineage: Eukaryota; Metazoa; Chordata; Actinopteri; Cichliformes; Cichlidae. The record is from RefSeq and is a predicted model, not a curated record.